Pristis pectinata (smalltooth sawfish) is the source of this 4943-nucleotide messenger RNA. RefSeq names its product MAP7 domain-containing protein 2-like. Gene Ontology annotation, biological process: microtubule cytoskeleton organization. Gene Ontology annotation, cellular component: microtubule cytoskeleton. The record is from RefSeq and is a predicted model, not a curated record. Bases 153 to 2429 code for a protein of 758 amino acids. The transcript is spliced from 18 exons. Lineage: Eukaryota; Metazoa; Chordata; Chondrichthyes; Rhinopristiformes; Pristidae.
UGUGUGUACAGUCCCGGGUCUGCCUUUGUGCAGACGCCGUGCACACCGAUCAGUGCUGCAGUGCCGGUGCCGCGGGCUGGGGUUCGGGGAGGAGGGUCGAGCCCGGCCCGGCUCCCCCCACCCGGGGCUGCGGCAGUCGCCGCCCGGUGAAGAUGGCGGAGGUGCUGGCAGCGUCUCCCCGGCGCUCAGAUGUGCACCAAUCAAAGAGAGAUGAUCGACAGAGACUGGCGAAGGAAAGGCGAGAGGAGCGAGACAGAUCUCUGGCCGUGAGAGAGCAGCAGAUCCUGCAGAAGGAGAGAAAGGCUCGUCUGCUGUACGAGAAGCAGAUGGAGGAGCGGUGGAGAAAGCUGGAGGAGCAGCGUCAGCGCGAAGAGCAGCGCAGGGCGGCCGUGGAGGAGAAAAGGAGGCAGAGGCUUGAAGAAGAGAAGGAGCGUCACGAAGCCAUGAUGCGUCGCACUUUAGAACGUAACCAACAGUUAGAACAGCGGCAGAAGAGGUGGUCGUGGGGAGGAGCAGCACCCACUGGGACUGGAACCCGAGAUGGUGAAUCAGAAAAUACCCCACCCCCUCCUAUAGAUCUAGCAGCCAACACCUAUCCUCCAGAGCCUGUGGUCUUUGAUGCUGCUGCUUCUAAUACUGCGGCUGAUAGGUUCCCAGCUCCUGCUGUGAACCUUCCCAAACAAAUGGAGUCGCCGGUCUGCAAGCUCCCGCCCUCUUCUGCUGCAGCGUUCCCACGUCCCCCUGAAAGAGUCUCAGGUAGCCCCCUCAAGACCCCUUCCAAACCUACAAGUCCGAGCGGAGACAGACAGAGUGCAGCAGCCACUUCCAGCUCACCAGGAGAAACCAAAGGGAGUCCGAUGUCGGAAACUCAACAGGGAGUCUGGAGCAGGCCUCAAAGGAACAAAGUGCCUGGAGCAAGCCGAAAGAAGCAGGGAAGGUCUGGAGACGGAGGGAGAGCAGAGAUGGUAUUACUGGACUCCCAGAGCUCUAGCAUGACUGAGAAAGCGAAGAAGGAAAAGAAGCACCCAUCUGGUGUGGGAUCCAGUGUGACAUCCACGUUCAGAAGAUCCCAGUCUCCAGCGAACAUGUCCAAAAGGUCAUCGUCACCUGCAGUGAAGACGAGUUCAAAGGUUCGGACUCAGUCUCCCAGCUCUUCCAAAGAGUUCCCGCCAUCUCCAACCUCCAGUGGGAAGUCCUCUCCCAUGAGAAGGCGGCUGUCUUCCAACAGUAUUGCAGAGAGUGGGAAGAAGAGCAGAGAGAAGGGGGAGGUAGCUCGGCAGAAAUCAGAGGAGACGGAGCAAGCUGAGGGUGAGCCUCCAGCUGCGACAACUCCAGUCAAAGAGCACGAGAGGAAGAAGGCAGCUGUGGGUGAAGACACAUCCAGCACUAAGACCAUGGCAGGAACAACUAAUCCUGAGGAAGCAGCCAAGCUUCUUGCAGAAAGACGAAGACUUGCACGUCUGCAGAAGGAGAUAGAGGAGCAGGAGCGGCGAGAGCAGGAGGAAGCUGAAAGGAAACUGAAGGAAGAGUUGCAAAGAAAAGAGGCUGAAGAGAAGGCACGUCGUGAAGAAGAGGCACGCAAGCUCGAGGAAGAGCGAAGACGGCAGGAACUGGAAUGCCAGAGAAGAGCAGAGGAGGAGAGAAUCUUGAGGGAACAGCAGGAGAAAGAGCUCCUGGCCAGAUUGGAACAGCAGAGGGAAGAAGCUGAAACCAAGGCUCGAGAAGCAGCUGAACGGCAGCGACAAAUCCGGCAGCAGGCCAUUCAGCAGAUUGAACAGGAGAGGCUGGAGAGGAAGAAGAGAAUAGAAGAGAUUAUGAAAAGAACCAGACGAAGUGAUGUUGGAGAGACCAAGAAAGAAGAAAUUAAAGUAGAGGUUUUGCCAAACGUGAACAUGGUAAAGGAGCAUCAAACCUUGACCUCUGUGGAACCAGUGCAAGUCAGCACAACACUGGUUUGCUUGGAGAGCAAGCAGGAUGAGGCAGCUUGUUCUGCUGUGACCCCGUCUGAGGCUGUACCAGCCCUGGAAGUGGUACCAGACCUGGAAGUGGUGCCAGCAACUGAGCAAGUGGAUGAGCAACCCAACAGUGUGGAUGAUUCAACAGAUGAGUUACAGUCAAUGGAUGUGAGCCCUAUGUCAAAGGAUGAAGGUAUAUCCAUCCCGGAGUUCUCUCCACUAAAUGAGGUGAGCCAAGAUGUGGAAUUGGAGAAGGACCGGAAUGGGUUGAGUGAUGCACAGGCUGUUGAAGAUCUCAUUGACCUGACAGGACAUUCAACCUACAAUAAGUUGUCCCAGGAUAAGAUCAGCUUGGAUGAUUGUAACAAGAACUUGAUUGAGGGGCAGUGCAUUUCAACGGAGGAGAAUCCUCUUAUCACAUCGCUGACUAAAUCCGUUGAGGAAACUCAUAUACAGACAUCAGCAGAGCUCUGAACACAUUGGACAUGGACUUGAUCAAUCCCACACUAUCGUGUCUCUCUGCGAAGAUUAAUGCAGCCUUUGUUAACCAACAGCAAUCCUACACGCAGCAGUUCAAAUCACCUGUAUUAAAUGCAUUUUUUUUAAUUUUAAGGAAAAAAAUAAUUCUAUAAAUGUUGACCAUGGUCAGAGUGGUCAGUUUGAACAACACACUCAAGUGCCAUUCAUCUUGCAAUUAAAUUGUAUUAACAGUAAAAACUCAAACAUGGUAAUACUCACUUUUAAAACAUGCCUCCCAUUAGUUAGGUGAAAUACUGCCCACAGUUUCAGAUUGUUGUGAAUAUCAUUGUUAUUUAUUGAGCUUCUGCAGACUUCUCUUAAUAUUCAAGCAUAUUUACUUAAUUGCCUCAGGAGAGGGUGUAUUUAAUUGCAGUGUGAAUGAUGUUUGUUGUAAUGCAAAGUAUAGACUAAGGGAUAUUGUAAUGUGUAUUUAGAAAACUCAGGUAUUCUUCAGUGGCAACUGAAUGUUAAUUUUGAAAUGUUAAAUAUGUUUUAUUAUGAUUCACUAAGCAUUUUGCAACAUUUAAUGGAUUUUAUAAAUGAAUUUUCUGCAUAACCAGAGCCUUUUCUUUUUAAUUUUAACGAUAAAAAUAAAUCUGUGCACUUCUCUUCAGUUGCUAAUCAACAUUGUAUUCAAAUGCAGCAUUAACACCAUAAUAAAGAAAAUAUAGCUCAUGCACUGAAUGGAUAUAUCACAAUUGACUCGAGUAAUUAAGUAGUGAUUUCUCUUUAAGUGUACGCUGUCAUGCUCUCAUUUUGUACAAAGUUUCACUUGUAUUUCAAAAGAAGGGAGCAAAAUCUGUGGCUGAAGUUCUUUACACCUUUUGGCAGAGUGAUACCAAACACUUCAUUGACAGAAAACAAAAACUGUUUCACAACAGCUUUCAUCUAUUUGGGAUUUUCAUUGCAGCCCCUCUUUUAACCAAUGAGGUAAUUCUCACUUUUAAACUGUACAAACAAAUAUACACAGAUUUAAAAUGAUUUCUUAAACAUAAUGCCUUAAAGUAACGUACGUAUGUAGUCAUUGGGGAAAACCACACCUUUUAUGUUUCCACCAAGUACAGGUCCUCAAAAGGUAAAGAAAAUGAAAAGUUCAGAUCAAGUACAGCAGUCUUUUUUUCUACAAUAGAUCUUGUUGGCUGGAUAAUAUCCUCACCAUUUAUUACUCAGUAGUAGCCAAAAAUGUAGGGUAGGAUUGGAAAGUUUCCAAGCUUGUCCUGGAAUCUCAAGGAAUUGAAGAUUAAUAUCCUGGGCACUGCUGCAAGCAAACAUGGAAAACUAUUGCAAUGCAGAUUAGAACUAUUGAAAUUAUGUUUUCAUUUCCUUAGAACGUUUCCCAAUCAUUAGUUGCCAAGGAGGUAAAAAAAGAAUUGUUUGAUUGAUCAGGAAGGUUGGAAAUAAGUAGUCAUAUUAUAUCAUCUCCAGCUGUGCCUCCAACCAGAGUUGCCAGCCCUGGAUCUAAAACAUCCAGCACAACAUAUAGAUUGGCUUCAAUCAGUUUGGCACUACUGUGAUUCCAAAGAUGGUGUUUAUUUGCAAAGAUUCACAUAGACUUUGUUAAUCAGCCAUCAGCUUGAACUCGGGCAAGUACCUGAACCAACUCCCAGUGGCAUGUUGCAGCUGAGUGUAUGGUUCACACCAGUUUCAAUUAUUUAUUUCCUCAAUCUUGUUUUGCUGCAAGAUCUACCUGAUGAUAAAUGUGAAUGAUUGAUUACAGGUGAAAAAGCAAGGAUAGACAAUCUGAAAUGGUUUGCAAUUUAAAAAGGAUUCCUAAACAUGUAGCUGACGGCUAUACUAAAAGUAUUGGUAAUAGCAUAGAAAAUCAUUUGCAUAUUUCAGGGUAGUGUCCUGGAUUGUGACACUGGGCAUAACCACUGUGUAAGAAUUGUUUGCUGCUAUGGGAACCAAGCUUGGUCAGCUGUCUCACAUGUAGUCACACUUCCAUUUGGAAAGAUUGUGUUACACAGAAUCAAACACUGAUUGAUUAUUUAUCUCUGCGAAGUCCAUGAUUGCUUGUUGCCAAAGCAGUAUAUUUCUUUGAGUAAACUUCAGUGUGUAUGUGGCCAAUUUGAACUGCUGGCUUAAAAUCUCACAAAUCAGCUGUAUAUCAGCUUCUUUUGGAUAGUAGAAUGUAUUUCCCAGUGCUUAUUAGCUAAAGAACUACUGUUAUUGUGUGUGACUGUACACACAUGUAUGGCCUAAUUGUUUCAUUGCACUAAUGGGUCCAUUCUGUCAAUAGAUUGUCAACACGAUGGUUUGCAUGCCAUAUUAGUCUGUUCAAAUGAUCUCAUUCGAGGAUGCCGCAAUAUGUACCACAUCCGCUGAACAAUUUCUGCAUCUGUAACAACUCACUUAUAAAUAGCUAUCUUUGGCCAAUGUUUAGUAAUUGUUGUGUAGUUGCUGAUGUGCUAAAUCUCAUUAUAAUGUUGAGCAUGUAUGUGUAAAGCAUCAAUAAAUUUUUAUUGUAAA